Molecule: messenger RNA, 13184 nt
Organism: Mytilus californianus (California mussel)
Lineage: Eukaryota; Metazoa; Mollusca; Bivalvia; Mytilida; Mytilidae
Product: nascent polypeptide-associated complex subunit alpha, muscle-specific form-like
Exons: 12
Coding region: 161-3340 (1059 amino acids)
Biological process (GO): immune system process; regulation of transcription by RNA polymerase II
Cellular component (GO): nucleus
Molecular function (GO): RNA polymerase II cis-regulatory region sequence-specific DNA binding; DNA-binding transcription activator activity, RNA polymerase II-specific
Source: RefSeq, a predicted model, not a curated record
ACACGUUGGAAAAACAAAAGUUACUGUAUGCUAAUUAGCAAAGCGCCACCUAUGUAGUUUCAUGUUGACCAGCAACUGCCUGUCUGAACCAGAACACUGCUAUUUACAUCGAAAUUUGGUGGAUAUAUUAAUAUUUGAUUACAAAAUGGUUCAUUGAGCAAUGUCCUCAGACCAAGAGGGAUGUGAGGAACCUGAACUUGGUGUUGAAACUGAGGAAAUUAUCUGUGAGACUGUUUUUUUGAAAUCAGAAGAAGACGACCCUGAGGAAGAUGAUGAUACACCGUCAGAAACAUAUUCUGUCGAGGGACAGCGCCCUGUGCGUCCUGUCGAACGGCAGAAAAUGCGUCCUUGGCUGAUUGACCUGUUAGACAAGAAUAUACUACCUGGUUUAAGCUGGCAGAACAAGAGAGAAAAUAUUUUCCGAAUUUCUUGGAAACACGCAGCGCACAACUGUUUCAAUCGUAACAGAGAUUCAGAUUUGUUUGAACGUUGGGCUUUUCAUACAGGACGCCAUCACGAGGGUAACCACAAGCGUUGGAAAGCUAACUUCCGUUGUGCUCUAAACAGUCUUCCUGAUGUGAUGGAACUGAAAGAACUUGGUGUUAGAAAGGGAGAUAAUGCAUUUAAAGUUUAUAAGUUUCUUGACUCACCUGAACCCACAAUGAAGGAGAAGAUGGAAAUUAAGCGGAAAUACAGUCUAAUGGCUGGUAUCAAACUUGAUGAAUCUCAUUCAGGAUCAUCUACACCAACAGUAUCUACAGCACCAAGCUCACCAGAACGAGAAGGAUCUUCAGGGGUGGAUGGUGGUAUUCAGACAUUAUUGAAAGCGAUAGAACUAAAAACCCAACAACAGACAAGUGAUAUGUCAAAGACUCCCCAGAAGAGAGGUUCUUCAGGGGGAACAACUCAGACCAGAAGUAAAAGAGCAAAGAAAGACAGUAGAGAUGAUGCUCCAGUAGAAACAGAAGCAACUGUUGUAAUCUGCAGUGGGAGGCCAUCACCAGCAUCAACCCCUGGAAGUGAUACAAUAUCAGGGGUACAAAAAAUGCCCUAUAUAACAGCCAUUGAUCCUACAUCCGGAAUCCCGUAUGUCACAGCAGUGGACCAGAAGACGGGGAAACUAACUCUGGUUCAACUGCGGAAGACAGAUUCUCCAUCUGCUCCAACCACACCAACUGGGAGAUCUGAAAUCUUAAUUCCUUCUUCAAAAAUGCUAAUGAGCCUUCCCGGUCAGGGUCAAAGUGUUAUGGCAGUCCCACAGACUCAAACAAUCACCUCGACCCUGAAAUACGGGGAACAUUUCAUAACGGUACCAAUGUCUGUGGCAGCCUCACUUCAGAAAGAAACGACAGCAGAAGAAAAAGUUACGAUCCCAGUGCAACUACUACAGCAAGAGUUGCAGAAGCAAGCACAGCAAGCGCAGCAAGCACAGCAAGGUGUUCCAAACUUGAUAAACCUGGGAAAUCUUUUCGCAAGCAACCCAGCAGCAGCCAUUCAACUUGCAAAGCAGAUGAGUACCAGCACAGGGUCCAUUCCCUUACCAGUCCUUGAACAAAUCAGUCAGGCUAAACUACAAGAGGCACAACAGAAGAUUACAGAUAAAACUGUACCUAAGACUGUCAUUCAAACGGAAGUUCAGCAAGGUCGAAUGGUAGCUACACCCCAAGUAUCAGAAUGUUUGCCACCUGUUCCUCAGUUGAACAAGAACAUAACAAGCAUUGCUGCAGCACUGAGAAUGUCUAUACCAAGUACCCAGCCAUCAUCACCCUCUGUUGUUACUGGUACCCCUAGUCCUAUUCAGCAGUCUCAACCAGUCAGCACCACAACAAUGGGUCCUGGUCUUGCACAGGACCCACAGGGUAUUCGUAGCAAGUUAGUCUCUCGUCUGAUGGUUAGCGGUUCAUCCAUGACCAAUCAGAGUCCAGGUGUUAGAAUGCCUGUCCAGUCCCUUAUACAAACACCAACCUCGACACCACGCCCUCGGCUUGAUCAUAUUCUUGUGAAACCAAAUCCAAACUUGACGUUGCCAAGCACACAUCUGCAGCCAGUCAGGACCAGUGAUAUGGUUGUCAUGUCAACAGCUAGUAGUUCUAGCCUGGACUUUGUAACAGGACCACCAAAACUAAUGACAGCUGUUAGUGAGAGGACCAUAGAUUUGAAUGCCAAUAAAAGUACUUUAGCUAUCCCUAGUACAUCUACUCAGCUCAAAAAUAGUAGAGAAACUGAUGUUGUUAGUAUAGGAUCCAGUCCGUCUCCUGUCUGUACCCCAGAACUGCGACCAGAUAUACUGGACCGACAACUGACAAUAGAACUUUCCAAGAUGGAAAAAGAGCCGUCAACACAACGAACGUCAGAAGAAUCACAACAUUUAUCUGACAAUUACAGCAGACGUACAGUUCAAACUCAGUGUAAUAUGUUCUUGUGGAACUAUCUCAACGGCAAAAUGGAAGAGGCGGGAAAGUCAGACCUGUUUACAGUCCUUGGCCCCAUGCCUCCUACUAGGAAGUCUGUUUGGACGCAAUGUGCCUUCGUUGAAAAUGCUGCACUUGAGUAUUCACCCAGCAUGAACACAGGACAUUGUUUGUUGCAAUCCGGGGAAGAAAACUCGAAAAAGAGAAUUAUCCAAGAGGCAUUAGGCAUUUUGAGAUCACCACAGUACAAAGUUCUUGAUUCGAAGGUAGUUUCUACUGGAAAAAAGAGAAAAUGUCUGGUGAUCAGAAAUAAACAAUAUUUUGGUGUUCUGGGUCAUGACCUUGACCCAUUGACAUUGACAUUGACAAUGAAGGGUAAAAUUACCUUGAGCAUUGUUUUCAAACCUGUUGAAGAGUUCAGCAUUCUAAAUGAUGAAAAAGACGGAAUAAAUAUAGAUUGUUUCAUAGAAAUUCUUGAGAAGAUUACAAAAUAUUCAUUUUGUCAAGGAAUUGAGAAAAGAUAUAUCCGAAGUUGCCGUCGACGAUCAGAUAUUAUAUUUUUCAAGUAUCCAUUCAAACGUUGUCAGUCAGAUAGUUGCCAAGUCUGGUAUGGUGUUGAAAAAGAGGCAACUGUGGCAAAAGAGACGCAUUUAAAUCCGUGUUCACAUUGCAAAGACAUCAGUCACAAAUUAAAUGGGGACCACAAAAGGAGGCAAAAAGUUCAAACAACCACAUCAAAGUUAAAUACCUUACCAGGAUUGGGUUCAGUUGCAAAAGAAAAUGGGAAUAAUUUGGUGGGUCGCCAAAUUUUAAAGAAGGAAGUGAUUUCGUGUCAACCAGUCGUAAUAAAGGAAAUGGAAAAAGUUGUAGUGGAAAAGAUAGCGAGAGUAGAUACAGUAUUAGAAUGUGUGCCAGAUAUGCCACCAUGAAGCAACUAGCUAGGAUAAAGCGUCGUCCAUCUCAUACAUAUGUUCAAAUAUUUUGCUUAUUAUUGUUAAUCAUGAAUAUUCAUAAGGCUGUUCCAUUAAGCAUGUAGGUAGGGAAAGUACUUGUAAUUGCUGUAAAUUUGGUUGUAUCAGACACCAGUCAACAUUAUGAACGGGAUGUUGAAUUCCUUAUUUAAAAAGGAGUUUCCCUGGGCAUGUUAUGUUAAGAUAAAACAGCUAUUACAAUGGAUGUGCCAAUUUGUCUGUUACUUGUUGAAGUAGACCAGCUAUAACAGUGGGUGUAACAAUUUACUUUUUUUUGUCAAACCUUGAAAACUCAGAAAAGGGCCUUAAAAUGCAGUUUUAUAUUAUGGAUUGAAUAAUGACUACUUUUUAUUCACUGAAUUUGUAAAGUUGUUAACAUUUUUUUUUUAAAUAUCAGCCCUUGGUUGUUCCCAAUAGUAUAUCAGUAUUUCAAUAUCUGAAAAUUUUUUGUAAAGCUCUCUUUUGAUUUUAAGACUGUAGUACAUGUAGUAGGAAGGAAAGUUUCAGUACUCACAAACAAGGCCAUAAAAAAGAAUAUGUUCGUUUGCCCUAACCCUACCUACCCAGAAAAUAGCUGCCUACCCAAAAUCUUUUAUUGUCCUGAUGUGACAAAGUUUUUUUUUAAUCAGAUAGGCAUACAUACUAAAACACAUCUGACACUUCAAUUUUUCUUUGCCGAAAAAAAAAAGAAAAUGCUUACCUACCUACCCACUGUCUCUACCUUUGGGUAGGGUUUGGGCAAACCAAAAUAUUUUGAAGUGUGGCCCAAGUGUGUCCCUUCCACAUAUUGGUAUGCUAGUCAAAGUUUGGAACUCCUUUAUAUGUUGUCACUACCUCGUUUGGUUGUUUGUUUUAUUAUGUUUUUCUGUCUGUGCGUUCGUUCGUCCAUCCGUUUGUGCGUCUGUCAAUUAGUCGCUUCAGGUAGUUUUUAUACCCCACGCAACGAGUUGCGGAGGGUAUAAUGUUUUUGACCCGUCCGUCAGUCCUGUUUCUUGUCAUCGCAACUCCUCUCAAACCACACAACAGAAUUUCACGAAACCUUUUUAGAUAAUAAGGACAUACUAUGUAGUUGUGCAUAUCGACAGGAAAUUACGAUUCAAUUCUUUUUCUAGGAGUUACGCCCCUUUGAACUUAUUUACUUUAAUGUACUACUGCAACAGUUUGUCAUCGCAACUCCUCUCAAACCACACAACAGAAUUUCAUGAAAACUUUUCAGAUAAUAAGGACAUACUACGUUGAUGUGCAUAUCGACAGAAAAUUACGAUUAAAUUUUUUUCCAGGAGUUAUGCCCCUUUGAACUUAUUUGCCCAAUAUACUACUGCAACCUUUUGUCAUCGCAACUAAUCUCAAACCACACAACAGAAUUUCAUGAAACCUUUUCAGAUAAUAAGGACAUACUAUGUAGAUGUGCAUAUUGACAGGAAAUUAUGAUUUAAUUUUUUUUUCUGAUACAAUUUUUAUUUUUUCUUACACUUAUUUUAUUUCUCCAAUGACAAUGUGGGGACGUGGGGUAUGUGAGCGCGCUCACUAAGGUUCUUUCAUUGAUGAAGUUGAAGUCCAAUCAACUUGAAACUAAGUACACAUGUUCCCUAUGAUAUGAUCUUUCUAAUUUUAAUGCCAAAUUAGAGGUUUGACCCCAAUUUCACGGUCCACUGAACAUAGAAAAUGAUAAUGCGAGUGGGGCAUCCGUGUACUAUGGACACAUUCUUGUUUACCAUGUUUACAUCCUGUAACUGGGUGUUGAUUUUAUCUGUAUGUCUUCUCUGUUGAAUUUAUCAACAGCUUGCCUAGAUUUAGUAUCCAUUGUAUAAUUUUGUCUCUUCUGGUUUUGAAACCUUGUGAUGACUAGUAUAUUAUUAUUAUCAUUAAUAUUUAAUGCAUGUUUUGUAGUCUAAUAAACCUUUAACCCCUUAUUAUAACCAUAAUCUAUAAAAGCUUUAAAAAAAUGAAAAUGCUGUAGAACUUGAGAAUUUUUGGUUGGUUUAAAUGAUAUACAUAUACGAGGAUUCCCUUCUUCAUGCAAUUGCAAAAUUUUUGCUUUAAUUAUGUCAUGCUUUUUGUUUUAUUUAUAGACAACCCUAUUUUUUUAAUUAUUCAAAGAACUUGUUCAUGAAGUUCAAAAUUGUUUGUUUGUUAUUCAGGAUUACAAUCAGACUUGAACAAUGCUAUCAGGGUCUUUUUUGGUCCCCAAUAAUGUGUCGCUGGGGGACAUAGAAAUACCAACUGCCAGAUUUUUAUGAAAUUUAGAGCAUACAUAGGCUUAAAUCAGCAAUGUAUCGAACAAAUGAGAAAAUCACUGUCUAUCAGUUAUUUCUAAAAGAGCUAUUGUAAAUGCACUCAUGUGUACAGUUCUUUCCAGAUUAUUAUGAAAUUUAUAUCAACAAUGUAUCGGACAAGUUCUAAAAUCAGUGCUGAUAAAAAAAAAUGAAGAAGAGUCAUGCCCCUUGGAAAUAUUAAUUACGGUAUAUGGAAAAUUGCAUUUUGAGAGCUCUGAUGUGUACAAUUCUUGUCAGAUAUAUAUUAAAUUUAUAUCAAAGAUUUAUAUCAGCAAUGUCUCACAAUUUCAAAAAAAUCAUGGCCCAUCAACAAUUGUUAAAAGAAUUAUGUCCCUUAAAAAUAUUAAUAGUAUGGAAAAUUGCAUUGAUAGAGCUUUCAAACCUUCAUUUCUCUAAAAUAAUUUAUAAAAAAUGUUUAAAAGAAUAAAGAACCAUAAAAAAAAUCUUUUUCAGUUAUUGUCCUGGGACAGAUAAAAUAUGUGCGACCCCCAGGGGGAUAACUGAACUCUGUUCUUUUAUUUAAUCAUGGUAUAAGGGAGAGAAUUGCAGAAAUUCAGUCAAUUACUCAUGGUCGUUGGUUUUCUUCAUGUUUUUUUUUUCACAGUGAAAGCUGGUGACAGUGGAUGAUUGAUUUACUCUGAUAUCUCUGUUUACAUUUGGAAUAGAUUCCUCCACUCCAAAGAAUGUGAUAGGAAGUUUCAUUAAUUCAGACAGUUUACUUUUCAAAUUUAAAAUACCUGGUUUGCAGAACAUUAAAUAUUAGAAAUUUAAUUGGAGAGAGUACAGAAAUAUGGUUUUGCAUCUAAAGCAGUGGUGGAAUCUGUUGGUCAAAUAAUUUUCAGUUGAUAUGGCGGAAAACUUCACUUUUUAAUGCCCCCGCCAUAGCGGACGGGGCAUUAAGUUUUACCCUUGUCUGUCUGUACGUCCAUACGUCCCAAAAUUGGUUUCCGUACUCUAACUUUAGUUUGCCACAACCAAAUGUUAUGAAACUUAUAAUUAAUGCUUAUUACCACAAAACACAGAUCAAAUUUGAAUUUUGGUGGUGUCACUUUUACUGUUCUAGAGUUAUGCCCCUUUACAAAUGGAAAAAUUGGUGAAUUUUUCAUUUCCGUUCUCUCACUUUAGUUUGCCUAAACCAAAUGUUAUGAAUCUUAUACACAAUGCUUAUUACCACAAAACACAGAUUAAGUUUGAAUUUUGGUGGUGUCACUUUUACUUUUCAAGAGUUAGGCCCCUUUACUAACGAAAAAAUUGCUGAAUUUUACGAUUCCUUUCUCUUAAUAAUUUAGUUUGCCUCAACCAAAUGUUAUGAAUCUUAUACACAGUGCUUAUUAAGUACUACAAAACACAGAUCAAGUUUGAAUUUUGGUGGCGUCACUUCUACUGUUCUAGAGUUAUGCCCCUUUACAAAUGAAAAAAAGGCUGAAUUUUUCUACUUUUUAUACGACCGCGAAAAAUUUUGCGGUCGUAUAUUGGUAUGAUGUUGGCGUCGUCUUCGUCAUCCGAAGACACAUUGGUUUUCGCACUCUAACUUUAGUUUAAGUGAAUGGAUCUCUAUGAAAUUUUACCAUAAAGUUCAAUACCACAAAAGGAAGGUUGGGAUUGAUUUUGGGGGUUAUGGUACCAACAGUUAAGGAAUAAGGGGCCAAAAAUAUGCAUUUUUGUAACUUCCAGACAUAACUUGUGUGUUAGUGUAUGGAUCUCUCUGACAUUGUAUAACAAGGUUCCAUACCACAAAGGGAAUGCUGGGAUUGAUUUUGGGGGUAAUUACCUCCAAAAUUUAUGAAAUUAGGGGCAAAAAACAAGCAUUUUUCUAGUUUCAUGACAAUAACUUGUGUGUAAGUGUAUGGAUCUUUCUGAAAUUGUACUACAAGGUUCCAUAUCUAAAAGGGAAAGCUGGAAUUGAGUUUGGGGGUAAUUGCCUAAAACAUUUAGGAAUAAGGGGCCAAAAAUAAGCAUUUUUCUAGUUUCUAGACAAUAUCUUGUGUUCAAGUGUACGGAUCUCUCUGAAAUUGUACUGCAAGGUACCAUACCACAAAGGAAAGGCUGGGAUUGAUUUUGGGGGUAAUUGCCUCAAAAUUUUAGGAAUUAGGGGCAAAAAAACAAGCAUUUUUCUAGUUCCAGGACAAUAACUUGUGUGUAAGUGUAUGGAUCUUUAUGAAAUUGUACUACAAGGUUCCAUAUCACAAAGGGAAAGCUGGGUUUGAGUUUGGGAGUAAUUGCCCGAAACGUUUAGGAGUUUGGGGCCAAAAAGGGACCAAAAACAAGCAUUUUUUCUAGUUUCCAGACAAUAACUUGUGUUCAAGUGUACAGAUCUCUCUGAAAUUGAUUGCAAGGUACAAUACCACAAAGGGAAGGCUGGGAUUGAGUUUGGGGGUAAUUGCCUCAAAAUUGUAGGAAUUAGCUAUAGGGGCAAAAAAACAAGCAUUUUUCUAGUGUCACGACAAUAACUUGUGUGUAAGUGUAUGGAUCUUUAUGAAAUUGUACUACAAGGUUCCAUAUCUCAAAGGGAAAGCUGGGUUUGAGUUUGGGGUUAAUUGCCCUAAAUGUUAAGGAAAAUGGGGCCAAAAACAAGCAUUUUUCUAGUUUCCAGACAAUAACUUGUGUUCAAGUGUACAGAUCUCUCUGAAAUUGUACUGCAAGGUUCCAUAUCACAAAGGGAAGGCUGGGAUUAAGUUUGGGGAUGAUGAAUCAUAAGGGGGUUCAAAAAAUUUGAGGGGGGAUUUUUUUUUUCCUUUUUUGUCGAGCCUUCGACUUUAGUCGAAAAAGCGAGACAUAGCGAUCCUACAUUCCGUCGGCGGCGGCGUCCACAAAUAUUCACUCUGUGGUUAAAGUUUUUGAAAUUUUAAUAACUUUCUUAAACUAUCCUGGAUUUCUACCAAACUUGGACAGAAGCUUGUUUAUGAUCAUAAGAUAGUAUCCAGAAGUAAAUUUUGUAAAAAUAAAAUUCCAUUUUUUCCGUAUUUUACUUAUAAAUGGACUUAGUUUUUCUGCCGGGAAAUAUUACAUUCACUCUGUGGUUAAAGUUUUUAAAAUUUUAAUAUCUUUCUUAAACUAUCCUGGGUUUGUACCAAACUUGGACAGAAGCUUGUUUAUGAUCAUAAUAUAGUAUCUAGAAGUAAAUUUUGUAAAAAAAUAAAUCCAUUUUUUCCUUAUUUUACUUUUAAAUGGACUUAGAUUUUCUGCUGGGAAACAACCCAUUCACUCUGUGGUUAAAGUUUUUAGAAUUUUAAUAACUUUCUUAUACUAUUUUGGAUUUGUACCAAACUUGGACAGAAGCUUGUUUAUGAUCAAAAGCUAGUAUCUAGAAGGAAAUUUUGUAAAAAAAUAAAUCCAUUUUUUCCGUAUUUUACUUUUAAAUGGAUUUAGAUUUUCUGCCAGGAAACAACAUAUUCACUCUGUGGUUAAAGUUUUUAAAAUUUUAAUAACUUUCUUAUACUAUUUUGGAUUUGUACCAAACUUGGACAGAAGCUUGUUUAUGAUCAAAUGCUAGUAUCUAGAAGGAAAUUUUGUUUUUUUCCAGUUAACAUUACAUUCAGUCUACAGUUAAAGUUUUUAAACAUUUAUUAGAUUCAGAAACUAUCCUGGAUUUUUACCAAACUUGGACAGAAGCUUCUUACAAUCAAAAGAUAGUAUCAAGAGGAAUAUUUUUUUUGAUUUACUUCCUUAUUUUUGUUGAGCCUGCGAUUAAAAAGUAGGUGAGACACUGGGUUCCGCGGAACCCUUACAAAUUUUUUUCUUUAAUAUUUUCAUUUUAAAUUGGUUAUUUCUGAUUUAUAUAUAAAAGCAAAUAAUAAUGAAAUGGUUUGAAUAGGUAAAUUAAAAAUUUUUAAGUUCUUAGACCACAUUCAUUCUGUGUCAGAAACCUAUGCUGUGUCAAAUAAUUAAUCACAAUCCAAAUUCAGUGCUAUAUUAAGCUUGAAUGUUGUGUCCAUACUUGCCCCAACAGUUCAGGGUUCAACUUCUGCGGUCGUAUCAAGCUGCGCCCAGCGGAGAAUUUUAUUUAGUUUAUUUUUAGAUUAUUAAUUUAUACUAGUCUUUUAAAAUGCUUGUUAAGUGAUCUUAAGUCACCUACAAUGAUCAUAUCACUGAGGUUGUAAGUUCUAAUCCUUCUCAUGGCAUUCAAUCUAAUUAAAAUUGACUAGAAAUCUUGAAGGCAGAUGGUUCUCUCUCCUCCACAAGGAAAAACUGGCAGUUAUGAUAUAGCCAACAGUGUGUGCUUGCUGAAAGUGGCGUUAAACACCAACAUAAAAUCAACCUGUGCAUGUAUUGAUUUUGUGUCAAGGAUGGAUACCCCAUAUCCUUUGUUUUUCUAUCAUAUAAUCACAAGCAAUCACCUCAUUUCACAUUGAUUCACGAAAAACCAGUUAGAGGUCACUUUUUAGUGUAUCAUCACCUAAUGGGUACUGAAGUUGACAUUGUUACACCCUAUGUUGCUGUAAUUGUUAUAUAUACUGUAAAUUCAUAAAUUAUUGUGAUGUUUUUAUGAACACGAAUAAUGUGACUACAGUGGCGGAUCCAGGGCGGGGGUUCCGAGGGGUUGAAACCUCCCCCCCCCCCCUUUUUUUUAUGCGAUCAAUGCUUUUGAAUGGGGACAUAUAGUUGGAACCCCCCGUUAAUCCUGGGUUAGAACCCCCCUUUUAAAAAUGGCUGGAUCCGCCCCUGGACUAGGUGAGUAUAGCAAUAAAAAGAAUUUGCAUUCUGAUAUCGGAUACACAUAUCUGUAUGCAGCAUUUCCUGAAAUCACAAUAAUUUAUCUCACAUUUUUGUCCAUUCUUAAAAAAUAAAAUAAAAAUGAUAAAAGCACACAACAAUUUCUGAAUUUGCAGUAGCAGCUGUUUCAUUAAAAUAUAUAUAUUAAAUUUUGUUUGUAAUUUUGCAUGUGUAUAUAGUUCAGGGCUGUUCCAUCAUGUUACAUGUUAAGUGAUUACUACUGGGGAGUCAUUAUUAUUCGUAUGGUAAAAUUUCGGGUGAUUUCGUGAGCGUAGAUAAACCAUGAAUUUAAAUGUUCAAGGAAGUAUGAAAUUUUCUAUAGGCUUAUAUGCAAACUUUGACAAAACCAUGAACAAAUAUCCAAGAAAAUACAAUUUUCCCUCAAUUCAUGAAAAUAGAUAUCCACGAAAAUAAAUGAAUCCGCAGUAUUUGAUUCAGUUGGAAGAUUCUUUUCUAUGAUAAACGUUUAUUUUAUGGUGAUCAAAAGUGUAUUUUUCAAACUAUGUCAGAGUAUCAAUAUUUUUUGUAAGUUUGACAAGAGGAAAGACCUGAAAUCACAGCAAUCUGAUUAAACAUAAUAUUGAGAGAACAGGAGGAAAAAAGAUCAUGUAUCAAUUCUUGACACCAAGCUUCAAGUUGGCCUUUAGUACAAAUGUAUACUCAUUAUGAAAACUUGAAAAUACUUAGCACUUAAGAAUUCAAUAAGAGAGAUAUUUAGAAAAAUGCUUCCAUUUAAGUAGAUCUCCUUGGUUGCAGUUGCUGAGGGGCAUUAUUUUCAAGCCUGCGACUUUUGUCGCAGAAAGAUCGACAUAGGGAUAGUGAUCCGGCGGCAGAGGCGUGAACUAACUUCUUAAAAGCUUUAUAUUUCAGAAGGUAGAAGACCUGGAUGCUUCAUACUUUGUAUAUAGAUGCCUUAUAAUAUGAAGUUUCCAUCUAUCAUAUGUCCAUUGUCCUUGACCUCAUUUUCAUGGUUCAGUGACUUCUUGAAAAAAAAAGUUAAGAUUUUUUGUUAUGUUAAUUUCUCUCUUAUGAGUAAUAUGAUAACUAUAUUUGGUAUGUGCGUACCUUGCAAGGUCCUCAUGCCUGUCAGAUAGGUUUCACUUGACCUCAACCUCAUUUCAUGGAUCAGUGAACAAGGUUAAGUUUUCUUGGUCAAGUCCAUAUCUGAGAUACUAUAUUUGGUGUAUGUAAUGAUUGUAAGGUGUACAUGUCCAACUGGCAGGUGUCAUCUGACCUUGUCCUCAUUUUCAUGAUUCAGUGGUCAUAGUUUAGUUUUGUGUUUUGGUCUGUUUUUCUAAUACUGUAUGCAAUAGGUCAACUGUAUUUGGUGUAUGGAAAUAUUUUACGAUGUACAUGUCAGUCUGGCAGGUUUUAUUUGACCUUGACCUCAUUUUCACGUUUCAUUGCUAAAUGUUAAGUUUUUGUGUUUUGGUAUGUUUUUCUAAUACUGUAUGCAGUAGGUCAACUAUAUUUGGUGUAUGGAAAUAUUUAAUGAUGUACAUGUCAGUCUGGCAGGUUUUAUUUGACCAUGACCUCAUUUUCAUGGUUCAUUGCUUAUGUUAAGUUUUGUGUUUUGGUCUGUUUUUCUUAAAUUAAGCAAUAGGUCAACUAUAUUUGGUGUAUGGAAUGAUUGUAAGGUGUAUAUGUGUAUCUGGCAGGGUUCAAAUGACCUUGACUUCAUUUUCAUGGUUCAUUGGUCAGUAUAGAAUUUCCAUGGUUUGGUCUGUUUCUUUUAUACUAUAAGCAAUAGGUCAUCUAUAUUCUGUGUAUGGAGGGAUUGUAUUAAAGGUGUACAUGUAUUUCCGGCUUGGUUUAUCUGACCUUGACCUCAUUUUCUUGGAUCAUAAAUGUUAAUGUGAUACUUGAAGUAAAACUUUUUAUGUAGGACUAUCAACAUAAAAUCAAUGGUCAGUAUAGUAGGCGAGACAUUUCAGUGUGUGCACUCUUGUCUACAGUAAUCACUAGCCUGUAAGCACUGAGGUUGUGAGUUCUAACCCAGAUUGGCAAGGGGUGUAUGACUCUAUUUGACGAUGAUUGCCAGUUUCCUGCUGAAGGUCAUUCACUCUCUCCAGGUACUCCUGCCUCCUCCGCCAAUCAAAUCUAGCAGCCAUGAUAUAGCUUAAUGUGUUUAUAAAAAGGUGCUAAAUACCAACAAUUAUUCAUUAGAUAAAGUUCUGUAAUCUGACUGUUUUUCAGCUUUUUAUGUAUUACCUCAAUAAUUUUUUAUAGCUCUUAGUAAAAUCAAUUCAAAUUGACAAGAAAAUCUGCUGGCCAAUGAAUGGUUACUUGAAUGAACUAAACAAAAGAUGUGUACCGUUUAAAAGUUAAAGUAUGCUGUUGUAAAACAUUUCUGAUUAAAAUACAAAUCCUGUGUCUAAGCUAUACUUACACUGUUCUACUUUCUGUUCUGGUAAUUAUUACAUCGGCCAAUGAAAAUUCAGCCUUCAAAUUUUUGAAGGUGUGUAUGAAUCAGAGAAUCCUGAAAGAUUUUCAAAAACAGAAAGUAGAAUGGAGCAUUUUCAGAUCUGUGUAAGCGUAGCUUGGGCACAGGAUCUGUAUUUGUUGUAAAGCUGUCUUCUAUUUGUAAGUGGGGAGAAAUUUUUAAUAAUAAAAGGUCAGAUUGAUGUAUGAUGGCUUACUGGUGCAUUUGUAUGUAAUUAAAUGUUCGCUUUUUAUGCCGUGUUAUAUGAUAUUUUUUCGUCUUUUUUGGAACAGUCCUUAUUAUUUGUCAGUUUUUCAUGCAGACAUUUUAACCAUCAUUAUAGUAAUAUAAUAAAGAGUUGUGUACAGAUAAAAUCUAAUCAAAUAUACUG